Messenger RNA from Aspergillus campestris IBT 28561, 1209 nucleotides. RefSeq lists its product as uncharacterized. The record is from RefSeq and is a predicted model, not a curated record. Bases 498 to 860 code for a protein of 120 amino acids. The transcript is spliced from 3 exons. Lineage: Eukaryota; Fungi; Ascomycota; Eurotiomycetes; Eurotiales; Aspergillaceae.
GAAGAUUAGAGAAGCAGCAUGAAAAGAACAGAAUAACAAUGAACAGAACCAAAAGAACACACAAGAAGCAUAACGAAAAGAAAAGCAGAGAAAGAAAACGAAGUCAAAAUCCAUGAUAUCAUAACCCCUACGCCAAAUCAAGAUCAACAGCCUCAACCCCAGUCAAACCAGCAUCAAAAAUGGAAACCAUGACACAAGCCCAUCCACUCCCCAUCCACAAUCUACCAGCCCUUCCAAGCUUCCACAGUGGAAGCACUAGAAGGAACGACCACUACCAGGUUGUGUGCGGACCCACUCUAUGAUCUCAGCGACUUGGACCAACCCACCCAGGAUAUGAUGUCAUGGGCGUGUAAGCCAACAUAAAGCGAGACGAUAUCGUCGUCGUUGGACACCCAUCCAUAUCCAAUCCAUCUCACCAAACUCUCUCUACUAUCAACAUUCUCUCCUUCCUCAUCCACUACUUCUCCUCACCAAACACCACCACAACAACCACCACAAUGUCGCAGACGCACUCCAAUGUCGGAGCCGGCAACCUCUACGUCGCCGGUGACCAGCGUAACAUUUCUCGCGCCGAGGCUCAGCAGCAACAUGAGCCCUACAAGGAGGGUGUGCCCCACAGCCACAAGAACCUUGACUCGAAGGACGGACGCUCCAUCGCCAACAGACUCAACGCGCAGGAGCGCAAGGACGACCCCAGCCAUCACCACAACCGGGAGUAUGAUCCCGAGGCGGAGCUGAGCAAGCAGGAUCCCACCAAGCCGGCGGUAUUGCACGGCCACGAGCCCUCCAAGGGCGCCAAGAUCGACAAGGAGAUCCAGCAAGAGGAGCAGGAGAUCUUGAAGAAGAAGGGCGUCGCGUAAAGGUCUUGCAUUUCCUAAAACAAGAUGUCGAUAUGAAACGGUUGCAUAAUACGAACAAAUGUGAACAGGAUGGGAGUUUGGGUUAUGGUGAUUGAUUGAUUGAUUGGUUGAUUGGCUGUGCCAGGUUUAGCAUGUAUUAUAGGGUACUAUGUGCUGUUUUCCAUUCCGGGUUCAUGAAUGAAUUGAUAUGUUGAAUGAUUUUGGUCUGCUAUGUUCUGCUUCGUCUGAUUAUUAUAUACAUAAGAAGUCGGGGGAUGAUUAGGUACAGCGGGUUAUUCAGUAGUCGUUGCUCGUAACAAGAUGUCAUGCACGGAUGUCCAAGUUAGGUCCAAGUUAGGUCCAAGUUGAG